AAACAUCUCUUCUUUCUGUGCCUAUAUAGCGAGACACACGCUAUAUAGGCUGGUGUUAUCUAACCCCAAACGAGCAGUGCCUCUCAAUACGUCGCACUGCGCCGUUGUUAUCGAAGAAAGUGAAGAUUUCCUCCUAUAUGGAGGAUAUAUACUCUCCGUUAUUUACAGUGUGUGUGUGUGUGAGAGAGAGAGAGACUCUAUCCGUGUGUGCGUGUGUGUGCGUGCGUGUACACCAAGGGCGUGUGAGUAAUUAUAUGCAUAAUAUAUGUGUGCUCAAUCUGUCUAUGUGUUCUAUAUAAACUCGGCGGAUGGGGCUGCGUGGCCCUCUCCUGGGCGAGGUCGGCUUCUCCCGCCUAUUGUCUCAGGCAGCAGAGAGAAGUGGCGAUGGGAGAGGACGGCCGGGUUGGGCGCCUGUCCCCCGCUUCCAAUUAUAGAUGGAUCAUUACCGACAGAGCAGCACGGCGAGCCCAGGCACCCGCUCCUCCUCACAUGAAUGCGCUCCCCUCCUAGAGAACAGCCCGCCGCCAUGCUCUGGAAACUGGUCGAGAACGUCAAGUACGAGGACAUCUACGAGGACCGUCACGAUGGCGUCCCGGGGCACAGCUCGCGGCUCUCGCAGCUGGGCUCGGUCUCGCAGGGGCCCUACUCCAGCGCGCCGCCGCUCUCGCACACGCCCUCCUCGGACUUCCAGCCGCCCUACUUCCCGCCGCCCUACCAGCCGCUGCCCUACCACCAGAGCCAGGACCCCUACGCCCACGUCAACGACCCCUACGCCCUGAACCCGCUCCACCAGCCCCAGCAGCACCCGUGGGGCCAGCGGCAGCGGCAGGAGGUGGGCGCCGAGGCCGGCUCGCUCCUGCCCCAGCCCCGCGCCUCGCUGCCCCAGCUCUCCGGCCUGGACCCCCGGCGGGACUACCACGCCGCCGUCCGCCGCCCCGACGUCCUGCUCCACUCGGCCCACCACGGCCUGGACGGCAUGGGCGACGCGCUCUCCCUCCACGGCAUCGGACACCCGGGCAUGGAGGACGUGCAGUCAGUAGAAGAUGCCAACAACAGCGGCAUGAACUUGUUGGACCAGUCUGUCAUCAAAAAAGUUCCAGUUCCUCCAAAAUCUGUUACUUCCUUGAUGAUGAACAAAGAUGGCUUCCUCGGCGGCAUGUCCGUGAACACAGGCGAAGUGUUUUGUUCGGUGCCUGGGCGGCUGUCCUUGCUCAGUUCAACUUCUAAAUACAAAGUAACGGUCGGAGAAGUGCAGAGGCGCCUUUCUCCUCCAGAAUGUUUGAAUGCCUCACUCCUUGGAGGAGUACUUAGAAGAUCAUUCCACAAUCUAGGGGUGGCUGAAGAAAACGGCCUCUGGGUGACCGUUGCCAGCCUAGUCCUGACUGACUGGAGUAAACAUCCCCCAGAAGACCUAAGUGUACGGGGUGGAUUAUACGGGAGGAGGCAAUCCCGCAGAGCUAAAUCGAAAAACGGGGGCAGAUCGUUGAGAGAGAGGCUAGAAAAAAUUGGUCUGAAUUUACCAGCUGGCAGGCGCAAAGCGGCAAAUGUCACUUUACUCACCUCUUUGGUGGAAGGAGAAGCUGUACAUUUAGCCCGGGAUUUUGGAUACAUCUGUGAAACUGAGUUUCCAGCCAAAGCUGUUUCUGAGUACCUGAACAGACAGCAUACGGACCCCACUGAUCUCCACUCCAGGAAGAAUAUGCUGCUUGCCACAAAGCAACUUUGUAAAGAAUUUACCGAUCUCUUGGCCCAGGACAGGACACCCAUUGGCAAUAGCAGGCCCAGCCCCAUUUUGGAACCAGGCAUCCAGAGCUGCUUGACUCACUUCAGCCUCAUCACCCAUGGCUUUGGGUCUCCCGCCAUAUGCGCUGCCCUGACUGCUCUCCAGAACUACCUGACGGAAGCUCUCAAAGGCAUGGACAAGAUGUUCUUGAACAACAACUCUGCUAACAGGCACACUUCUGGAGAAGGACCAGGUAGUAAAACUGGAGACAAGGAAGAGAAGCACAGAAAAUGAAACAAAACAAAGCUAAUGAAAUUAGGGGAAAAAUAAAAUGAAAGAAAAAGCAGAGAGAAAGAGAGAGAGAGAAAGGAGGAGGAGGAGAGAAACAUUUUUAGAAACUUUUCAAUUUUAGGUUUAAAAUAUUGGAUUGGGCUUUGGAAGAAUUAUACUAGGUAGGUUACACCCACAAAUAUUUUUUUCAAGGAAAUCAAGGCAAAAGGCGCACAAUGGAGCAGGAACAGUGGCUCAGUGGCUUUUACAAAGGAACUUUUCAAGACAAUUUCCAGGAAUUUCCACUUCUGUUCUUCUGCAAUCUUUUUUUAUUGGGGUGGGAGGGCGGGAAAGAAAAAAAGCAUAAUAAUAAUAAUAGGUGUAAAAGCAAUCAAUAACUUAUUGGAGGAAUCAUUUUGAUAAUGUUAAUAUGAUGACUGAGAUCCAUAGUCUGUUUCUGUAUUACUGUUGUCUGGUUUUUUUGUUUUUAAAAAGUGUCUCUAAGUAGAAAAAGCAAAAACCUUCUAAGGGAUGGGUUUAUUUAACAUUGGACAGUCCGAAUCGGAGCAAACAUUCCUGCUUUAAAUUCUGCCAACCGUAGCCUCUUAAUUUGUGUGAUAUCCUGCCAUUAUCUGGGCCUUAUCAAUAAUCUGUGAUAUAGAUUUCUUGAGAAAAAUUAUCCUCUGCAACUACACAGAUCGCUAACAAGUUUAAACUCAGAAAGAGUGAAACUAAACCUGCAUCGAACACUCAGUGUCUCCUGUUAAAUCUAAGGCCCCUUCUACACUGUCAUAUAAUCCAGAUAAUCAAAGCAGAUAAUUAUUGUUUUCUGCUUUGAACUGGAUUAUAAGAGUCUACACUGCCAUAUAAUCUAGUUUAAAGCAGAUAAUCUCAAUUUUAUAUAGCUGUGUAGAAGGGGGCCUUAAUUCUCAUUGAUUUCCGGCAUCUGCUCCAAGCAUGACUAAAUACGUAUUUAAAGGAGUGACAAUAAGGCUAUAGUCUAAUUUACUUACAGCAUUAUUUAUAUAUAUGAAAAACAUUAGAAAAAUAUGCAAAAAAAGGAACAUGAGGAGAAGCUCCUGUUUGUGGGCCGAUCUUUUAAAAAUGCCUUUGUAUUUAGAUCAGAUAUUUUGAGGUAAAUUCCUUCUGCAGAGGAGAAAUAUUGUAUCACAAAUGGCCCUGUGCUCGAAAUUAGCAUGAUCUGUUUGUCAUUUCUGACAUACUAACAAUUCAUUCUGGGUACAGGACUUCUAAUGUAUACAUGGAGCUCUCCCAACUGCAAGGGGUUUCUUUACAUUACAGUAAGUCUGUAUAGCUGGAUCUACAUUGCUAUGCAAUUCAGAUGAUCAAAUCAGAUAAUCCACACAAUCCGCUUUGAACUGUAUAUGAGUCUACACUGCCAUAUUAUUAAGUUCAAAGCAGAUAAUCUGGAUUUUAUAUGCAGUGUAGAUGUGGCUGCAGUCUUACUUGUUGGGAUAGCUAAGGAUACCCUGAGGCUGGAUCUACACUGCCCCAUAUCCCAGGAUCUGAUCCCAGAUUUUCUGUUUAUCCCAGAGUAUCUGGCAGUAUAGACUUAUAUAAUCUAGUUCAAAGCAGAUAAUCUGGGAUCAAAUCCUGGGAUAUAGGGCAGUAUAAAUCCAGCCUGAGAAAUAAGCAAAAAUAUGGAAAUAUGUCUCUGAAUUAAACAAGAAAACCCACUUUUUAAUGAAUCUCCAUGUGUGCAUUAGAGUGUGGAUGGGGCUUUGAGAUGGAAAAUAAUGUGGUGAUACUGAAACUGGGUCUACACCGCCAUAAAAUCCAUAUUAUCAAAGCAGAUAACCCACAUUAUCUGCUUUAAACUGGAUUAUAUGGGUCUGCACGGCUAUAUAAUCCAGUUCAAAGCAGAUCAUUUGGAUUUCAUAUGGAGGUGCAGAUCCAGGCUGCUCAUUCCAACUCUGAAUAGACAUUUCCUCCUUUUCAAAUGUUUCAGUCUCUCUCUUUAGAAUGUCUCAGAUCACACACACAGUUUUCUUUUUAAAGAAGUGUCAGUUACAAAAAUGUCUUGAUAAGUUUGUAAUUUCCUUCUUAGGAUUAUGCACCCUUUUUAUUUUCUUUAGUUUCCCAAAGCUUUCCUCGCUUGGCUUAUGAGCUUCUUCAAAGAGGACUAGAACUCCCUACACAUUUCAUCAGGUACAGAGAUGAAAAUCCACAAUUCUGACAUUUUUCCUUUCCAAGUCAAAACCGGCUGUUUUGGAAUUCUGCAGGCGUACUUCUUUAAAGAAGCUCAAAGGGAAAAGAUUAAGCAAAGCAAUGGCAACGGAAUAGGUGGUCUCAUAUUGAGAGGCAAAGACUAUUUUCUCCAUUAGCUAGAAGAGUGUUGGGGGAGCGGGGCGGGCAAUAACAUUUGAUGUGCUUUGUCAAGCAGGCUUGUUAAGUGUCUUUCCUCUUUAGAGGCUGCAAAAAAAAAUGCCCUUGUGCAUCCUUUAGUUAGUAUCUCGUUUUAAGCAAAUCCGCUUUCCUCAGGUUAUUGAGGCAGUUCUGAAAAAAAUUGAUUUAGAAGUCAAACAGCAUGUUUUGGACAGGAGAAUCAGUCAGCUUCCAAUCAUUUGCAGAAAUUAAGUGCAUUACAGUAUGUUUUAUAUAUGAUGUUUAAAAUGUUUUAUCUUCUUGUUUGGAAUACUUAGAAAAACUGUGGUACCGUACAAGAAGAUAAUAUCACCCUGCAUGUUGUCAGCUUGGGAAAAACUGUUUACUUGACUAUGUCUGUAGAGUAUAGAAAGAUAAUUUCCCUUUCGUUAAGAAUUUAUGUUUAUGCAUCACUUCGGCCUCACAUAUUGAAUUCACUCUAAUAAAUGGGAGUAGAUCAUAAAUACAUUACAUGGCUGUAAUAAUUCUGGCAAAAGUUAAUUCUACUUAGGCCAGUGGUUAUCAUCCUGUGGGUCCCUCAAUGUUUUGGCUUUCAACUCCCAGGAAUCCUAACAGCUGGUAAACUGCUUGGGAUUUCUGGGAGUUGUAGGUCAAAACAUCUGGGGACCCACAGGUUGAGGACCACUGACUUAACAAAGUAGAUGGCUGGGAUGCCUGGAUCCAUCCAUUUUAUUGGAGUGAAUUAUUCAAUGUGGAAUUCUGUUUUCAAAUGCCAUUACAGUCUUUGCAAUUUUCAGUUAACAAAACCUUUGAUCAUUCAUACAUGGAGAGUACAGCAGUCAGUGUCACAUUGGAGCAACUUCACACAUCACAGAUGUUUGAUAGCUGUUAUCCAAUAUAGUUCCCUACUGAACUUUUAUACACCUCGGAAAAAACACAUUGUCUCAGCCUCAGAGGAGAGCAAAGGCAAACCCCCUCUGAACAAAUCUUGCUAAGAGAAUCCCAUGAUAGUAUCGUCUUAGGAUUCCCAUAAAUCAGAAAUGACUUGAAGGCAGGCACAACUACAACAAAGAUACACAAAUGCAAGUGUUUCAGAUAUUUUUAAUUUAAUUUACAGCCUGAUGACAUCUACCUUGUUCCAUAGAGUGCAAUGUCUAUUAUAUGUUUUGUCUUUACAAAACUGUUCCCUACGAUUUCACACUCACAAGAUGUACUUGAAAAUUAAGCCUGUAUUUUCACACUGAAUUAUUCUAUCAUGACUUGAACUGUAGAGCCAGACCAGGACUCCCUGUGAAAGUGAAAAACUGUGAAUAAAGAGAUCUCUAUUUACUUGUAUCUGAGAGAACAUCUCUCUAGGAAUUUCCUAGUCCUCCAGCAUGACUUGAUUAUCAAGGUCUGCUGGAAGGUGUCUCUAAAAUUGCACUGGAGAACCUAGGCAUUUCUAGAGAGGUAUUCUCUUUCCUCCAGCAUGAUCAGAGGAAGUUGACUAUAUAGUCACACUGAAGGAACUAGAGAUUCCUUAAUAAUAUUUUUUGUCAAAUCCAUGAAUAAUCCACACAAAUCAAGCCUGAAAAUAUGGAAGGCUGACUAUAUUUUAUUUUUAACAUAACCUGUCCAAAGGCUGGUUAACUGGUAAUUUAUUGGAUGUGGCCAAAUUAAGGCUACAGUUCUAUAUAUGUAAUCUAGAAAGGAAGUUUAUCAAGUGGAAGAAGUUCUGCAUUCACUGUGGAAAGCCUCAAGUUUAAAUUUCACUUAAUAGGACUUGGACUUAAGUCCAAGUAUUACAUUCACUUCUAUGUGAAGUAUUACAUUAAGUUCUUGAAUAGAGACAGAGGGUCCUUCCACACAGUCAUAUAACCCAGAAUAUCAAGGCAGAAAAUUCCACAAUAUCUGCUUUGAAGUGGGUUGUCUGAGUCCACAGUGCCAUAUAUUCCAGUUCAAAGCAGAAAAGGUAGGAUUUUAUUCAGCUGUGUGGAAGGGGCCAGAGCCUCGGAUUGAUCUAUUGCCCUGUUUAAGCAGUCUGGAUCUACACUGCCCUACAUCCCAGGAUUAUAUGCUUGAAUUGGAUUAUAUGAGUCUACACUGCCAGAUAAUCUGGGACAAGCAGAUAAUUUGGGAUCAAAUCCUAGGAUAUAAGGUAGUGUAGAUCCAGCUGCAAUUGCAUGUGGUUAUGUCGCAAGAAGCAUAGUUACCCCCUCCCCUGCAAAAAAAUAAAAAUAAAAAAUCAAUUUCCAAAGAAACAUUCCCUUCUGUUGGGGUAAAAAAGAAGAAUGUUUCUUAAAAUGAUGCAUUUUGUUCAGAACUUUUUGAUUUCCCAAUUCAUGAGCAAAUUAAAAAUGUUAAUGAUUAACUGAUUAGUUAGCUUUAAUUUGGAAUUUAAAUUUUCAUCUACAUUCGAAAAAGUGGAUUGAAAUCUAUAAAAUCUCUUGCUGACAUAAGUCUUAGGCCUCUUCUGCACUGCCAUAUACAAUCCAGACUAUCUGCUUUGAAUUAGAUUAUAUGGCAGUGUAGACUCAUAUAAUCCAUUUCAAAGCAGAUAAUGUGAAUUGCCUGCUUUGAUGUUGUGGAUUGUUAUGGCAGUGUAGAAGGGGCCUCAGUUGAAGUGGUAGCAACUUUAGCACCGAAGGCCUGAUUAUGAAUGUGUUGUGUUUUUAAAAAUCUAAAAUUAGACCCCUUUUGUUAAACUGCAAGGCAUAAGUUUGCACUGGUCAAGAAAACUUGUAUACCCAGUUCUGAGCACUUUGAUUUGGAAUGGAAUACAACUGAUUUUGGUACUAAUGAAACUUCCUUUCGAGGUUACAUAUUGAAGUUUGCAAUCUGAUGACAGUUAUAAAUGCAAUAUUGCUUAAACAGAAGUUUGUAAUCCCUCUUUCCCCCUUCUUGACUCUUUAAAAAGACAAAGCAACAAUGCUAAACAUGAGGAUGUGUUGCGUGUCUGUGUGUUUCUGGGAACAUUUCACCCUUUCUCCUACCAAGCAAGUCCCGUGAAAACUGCCUCCCUCAUCCAGAUCCCAGAGAAGAUAAGCCCUUGGAUACUGAUUGUCUGCUUUGAACUGGAUCAUAAGGCAAUGUAGAGAUAUAAUCCAGUUCAAAGCAGUUAAUGGGGAUUAUCUGAUUUGAUAAUCUGGAUGACAUGGCAAUGUAGAAGGGGCCUGAGGCUGGCUCUAUACUGCCAAAUAAUGCAGUUUGAACUGCAUUAUAUGGUCAGCGUAGACCAGUGCUUCUCAACCUCAGGUGUUUUGGCCUACAACUCCCAGAAAUCCCAGCUAGUUUAACAGCUGUUAGGAUUUCUGGGAGUUGAAGGCCAAAACAUCUGGAGACCCAUAGGUUGAGAACCACUGGCCCUAGACCCAUACCAUGCAGUUCAAUGUAGUGAAAAUGUAUUAUAUGACAUAAUAUGUAUACUAUGAAAAUGUAUUAUAUUACAGUGGAUCUACAGUGCCAUAUAAAAUCCGAAUUAUCUGCUUUGAACCGGAUUAUAUGGCAGUGUAGACUCGUAUAAUCCAGUACAAACCAUAUAAUCUGGAUUAUCUUCAUUGAUAAUCUGUAUUAUAUAACACUAUAGAUCCAGCCAAAGUCUACACUGCCAUAUAAUCCAGUUCAAAGCACACAAUCUGGAUUUUAUAUGGCAGUGUAGAAGGCAUCUCAAGGGCCCCUCCAUAAACUAGUUCUCUUCUGUUAAACCAUGAUAAUAGCAACCUCUACCCACUUCAAGAGGUGAGGGAAUUACUUUCAACAAUAGACAUAGCUUUAAAAAAUAUACCACCAGUAUUGAAUGCUCCCUUUUAAAGAGAAGGCUCUGAUUCAAAUCUGUCUACCCCACUUAACAUUUCAGUACCUGCAAAUGAUAGUUAUGCUUUAAUUGCACUGAUGGAUACUUUUGGCCCUGUUUAUGAAAUACGUUCCUGGUUCGGAUGAAAUGUGUCAAUCCUAUUAUCAUGUUUUCAAGAAUGCCUAAAACAGGGAAGUUGGGGCCCUUCCACACAGCCAUAUAACCCAGAAUAUCAAGGCAGAUAAUCCAUGAUAUCCGCUUUGAACUAGGUUAUCUGAAUCCACACUGCCAUAUAUUCCAGUUCAAUAUGGAUUUUGUACAGCUGUGUGGAAGGGGCUUGGACGUCUCCAGAAGCCUUUGCCGUUUCAGGCAAAGUCAUUUCCCCAAUGGUUUUAAAAAAACAAGCCCUGGAGGACUGAGCAAGGCUUUUAAAAAGAUCAAUAACAAAAUGAGUAUCUCCUUUUUAGAAAAAAUAUGCCCAAAUCCUUCUUUAAUACAAAACCGAGCCCACCCCUUCGCCCCUUGAAUCGACUUUCCAGGAAAUGAGGCAGGGAGGCAUUCAAGGAGGAGUUUGUAUAUAUUUAUUUAUGCUUAAUUUAAACGGGAUUGUGUAAAUAUGGCGAGCAAGUAGUUUCGGGGUUAUUUAUCUGUGACUAUACCUCCGUGAAUGGGUGGGGAGUUUAAAACCAACGAGAAAAAAAGAUCAAAAAGACAAAAAAAAUAUACAAAGGCUUGACUCUAGAUAGUAUCCAAUCUGAUUCUUUCUUCUUCUUUCCCCCCCGUUCUUUAUAGACAAGCUGUUAUGGUAAUGGGUAGAAAUUGGUUUCUUGUUCAGUGAUGACCUGAUUUACAUAAAUAAUAACAAUAAAAAGAUUGUUGUGUUUUGUUGUA
This is a messenger RNA of Anolis carolinensis (green anole), 9002 nucleotides long. RefSeq names its product transcription factor AP-2 beta (gene tfap2b). Bases 494 to 2017 code for a protein of 507 amino acids. Gene Ontology annotation, cellular component: nucleus. Gene Ontology annotation, molecular function: RNA polymerase II transcription regulatory region sequence-specific DNA binding; DNA-binding transcription factor activity, RNA polymerase II-specific. The transcript is spliced from 8 exons. Gene Ontology annotation, biological process: regulation of transcription by RNA polymerase II; anatomical structure development; regulation of cell population proliferation. Lineage: Eukaryota; Metazoa; Chordata; Lepidosauria; Squamata; Anolidae. The record is from RefSeq and is a predicted model, not a curated record.